AUGGGGUUUGGCGCUGUAACUUUGCCAGGAGGCGCGCAGCCACCGCUCCUUGCCCGGAGCCAGGAGGAAAUUGCCGAAGCUGCGGUUCGAGGGAGGGAAAUUAUAUUCGCCGGCUUCCCGCUGGCGGGGGGGGGGAGGGGGGGCCAAGAGCGAGGGCUGCGGGGGCAGGAGCGCUCGUACUCCGUGCGGGUGGGAAAACACGGCCCGUCUGGGCGUGUGAAAGGGUUCUGCAGCCGUCACGAGCAGAACCAAAAGUGUGGGGACAUGUUUUCUCUGCCCUCCGCUGAAUCGCUUGUGGAUGCGUGGGAUGAUGCACUUACAGCUGUCUUCUCUCCACUCUUGUCACAACACAGAACAAUACGAGUAUGGCUGAAGAGAGACAGUGGACAAUACUGGCCCAGCAUCUAUCACACCAUGUCAUCACCAUGUUCAGCCAUGGCUUAUCAUCAUGACAGCAGACGAAUAUUUGUAGGCCAGGAUAAUGGAGCCAUCAUGGAGUUUCAUAUUUCAGAGGACUUUAAUAAGAUGAACUUUGUGAAGACCUAUCCAGCUCAUCAGAAUCGAGUGUCUGCUAUUACUUUCUGCCUGACAUCAGAGUGGGUUAUCAGCACUGGUCACGACAAGUGUAUCAGCUGGAUGUGCACCAGGAGUGGGAGUAUGCUGGGGAGACAUUACUUCACCUCUUGGGCUUCGUGUCUACAAUACGAUCAUGAAACUCAGCAUGCAUUUGUUGGUGAUUAUUCUGGACAGAUCACUCUCCUGAAGCUUGAGCAGAAUACAUGCUCAGUUAUUACAACACUCAAAGGGCAUGAAGGAAGUAUUACUUCUCUGUGGUGGGAUCCUGUUCAACGACUGCUCUUCUCAGGUGCCUCUGAUCACAGCAUUAUCAUGUGGGAUAUUGGUGGAAGGAAGGGGCGAACACUGCUGCUCCAGGGACAUCAUGACAAGGUGCAGGCUAUCUGUUACAUCCAGCUGACACGGCAGCUGGUAUCUUGUUCAGCUGAUGGAGUGAUUGCUGUUUGGAACAUGGACAUCAGCCGAGAAGAG
Molecule: messenger RNA, 1047 nt
Organism: Antrostomus carolinensis (chuck-will's-widow)
Lineage: Eukaryota; Metazoa; Chordata; Aves; Caprimulgiformes; Caprimulgidae
Product: WD repeat and FYVE domain-containing protein 1
Exons: 8
Biological process (GO): positive regulation of toll-like receptor 4 signaling pathway; positive regulation of toll-like receptor 3 signaling pathway
Cellular component (GO): early endosome
Molecular function (GO): protein binding
Source: RefSeq, a predicted model, not a curated record